ACGAAUACAAAAAGCUUCCGGAGGAAGAAAAGGAGCUUCUAGCUAACAUAAGCGGUCGCAUCACCUCCAUGUCAAAUGGUGAAAUUCGGGACAUACCAGCCACCAUGCUCGAAAAAAUGACAACUGACACGUUGGCAAAGCUGAAAGAGAAGAUGACACCCAAGCAACGGGCGGAGCUAUGUUCCAAGGGGUUCUCUGGCUCCAAGCAACUGUACGAGAAGCUGGAUGGUCCACUGAACUGUGAUAGUGUCAAAAAGGAAGCGGUUCGGGACAUGGAGGAGUUCGAGAAAAAACGAAUGAACAAGAACAUCCUGGCAAAGAAAGGCAACCCGUCCAGGCUUUCGGGAGAUGAUGUGGAGGAUUUCCUCUCCACUGGAUCGAUUGACGAGGAUAUUCUACAACUGAUUGACCCCGAGGAUUUCCUGUCAAAUGAGAACCUGCGGAAAACGGCCAUAAAAAGCGGUGAAAGUAAGUUGUUAAAAGACAAAUUCAAACAGGCGAAGGGGUCCCUUGGCAGUGCCACCGCUGCAGACCUCAAGAAGAUGACCGGUGCAAAAUGGACAUUAUCAGAUGCGGAUGAAUUCUCAGUGGAUGCUAUCCGUGGAGCACCUAAAGAGUUUCUUGAAGGAGCAGAUGACACAGACUUGUCCAUUAGAGCUAAGGUUGGCGAAAUUGUGAAGAAGGGUCUACCUACCAACAAAUCAGAGACUUCUUCAGACCAAUUGGCCAGCAUGUUUGAAGUUGGACUUGGUGAGGACAUUUUUGACGAUGUUAGUGACGAAACAUUUGAAACCUUCAUUGAUUCACUCACUGUUCAGGAGACCAAGGGCAAAUCAAAGACAGAGCUUGGUGCGCUUGGAGAGAGAGUCAAGAAGAGUACUAAGUACAGAAACGCAACUGCACAGACAACUGCAAACAUAAAAAAGAUCGCCUCUGCACUAGCAUCUAUGACCACGAAAUACAUCGAAGAUCUAUCCGACGAUGCUCUGGGGCAGGCAUUCAAAGAAGGGGGGCUGAAAGACCUGGCAGACGUUGAGGAGGACAAGGCAAGACGCUUUGGGAAAGUUGCUAUGGCAAGCAUACGUGAUGACGGCGCGCUGACCGCUGCAGACGUGAAAGACAAGCUUGGGGUGGAUAUUUUUAUCAAGGGCUUGGAUGGCGACGAUUUUGAUAAGAUCCCUGAUGCCACAAUUGAAAAUGACGAUAUUUUGGAGAUAUUGCAAGACAGAUUCGAAGAAAUGCCUGUGGAGAAUCAGCUGAAGGUUGUUGAAAAGAUGAAGCGGGCCAGCGGAAAGAUCACAGACAAAGUGUGUUCUCUGGGUAAGAUCUGUCAGGGCCUGACCCUGGCGGAGAUCAAGUCGUGGGACCCCGCCUUCCUGGACACCAUCAUUGCAGCAGGUGGUGCUAGCAAGUGCAAACUAGACUGCAACCUGGCACAGUUGGGCGCAAUGGCUGAGAUCCUCGUUGCCAAACUGGGUGAGCCUGGGGCCAGCAAUCCCAAGUACGACACGGAAACUGUCCGAUCGCUGUAUAUGAUCUUCCCAGGACUCUCCAAGGAACAGCUCGACAAGUUCCCUUCAGAUGAUAAACUUCCUGAGCUUGUCACCAAACUGGAGGGAACAGGAAAAUUGAGCGAAGCCAAGUGGAAAAUUCUUCAGGCGAAAAUCACUGCAUACUACAGUGGCGACAACACGGUUUCUACCGCAGAUCAAGUUACUGUUUUGGCGGAAGCCUUGAACGGCUACGAUGAAACUGAAAUCAAGAAUGCGAUCCCUUCAUCUCUCUGUGGUGACGUUGUGAAGAGCCUGAAGAACAAGGACAAAACGAAAGUGCAGAAGUCUGUCAUCGAGAGUCAGGCAAAAUACGCCCGAGAAUGUCUGACUGGAGCUACCUCCGGCCCCAUCACCACCGACGUGGUCCAGGCACUUGGAGAUUACGUUUGCAACCUCGGGGCGCAGGUCAGUGACCUUGAUGCGACUGCUGUCAAGGAUGCCGCGGGGAGCACCCUCCAGACAUGUCAACCCAUGGACGCUGCAACCCGGAAGAGAUACAAGGAGAAGAUCGAGUCUGCUGUGAAUAUCAUUGACCUUGCGUCUCUGGACACCGAAAAGAUGGGGAUGAUAAUGUCCUACCUGGCGGACGAAGCUGCUGCUUCGCUGGCUAGGAUCCCUGAGGCUGUCAGGUCUGAAGCUCUCGACUACAUAUCGGACCUCCUGGACAAGCUGGAAAUGGUUGUCGAGAAGCGAGCACCACUACGUGACGGUGUGGAUACAGCAGCGCUCCAGAAGGGAAACACCGAGGUCGUCAAGGCUCUGGUGGAUGGCAGAAUCGCCGUGAGAACUGCCGCCACAUCUGCUGCCAGACGCCGGAAGAGAGCAGCAGCAUCUCUGACUUGCGCCGACAUCAAGGCUAUGGGUCAGCAGGCCAAAGCUCUGACAAUUGCCCAACUGAAGGAACUCUCAGACGCAGUUGUCCUGGAGUGUCUCGCAACCCUCGGCAAGGUGCUGGAGUGGUCAGCCGAGCAGAAGGCAGAACUGGCCAGUCGUCUGAAAAGUGCAGCGAUUCACAACACAAAUCUCACUGCAUGGACGACAAACAACAUCAUCGACUCGGGCACCUUGCUGGAGGGACUCUCUACUACCGACCUGGGGCAACUGACUUGGACAACAUCACUUCUCGGCGUACAUGGAACUCGCCCUACUUGGACCCCAGAACAGCGUGCCAGUGUCAUCAGCAAAUGGCUUAUGAAUUUGAAAUCCAACAAUGCCGGAAGCAUCACGGGAACGGAACUGAAUACCAUAGGUCACUUUACCUGUGGCCUCGCUGACACCCAGAUCGGGUCCAUCUUGGAUGCAGCCUACGGAGACGCUGUCACCAAAAUUGGCGAACUUUCCAAUUGUUCGGAAUCUCAGCUGAAGGCUUUCGCAGGAAAGGCCAAGAAUGCUUUUGGUGCCGUCAACACAUGGUCCACAGCCACUGUCUCCAACGUCAACAACGUCAUUGGUGGUCUGACUGGUUCCGAGCUGUCACAGCUGUCGGGAAGCCACCUGGCGGAGAUCCGACCUGGCACUAUGGCCAUUCUUCCUCCCGCCACAAUCAGUUCACUCUCAGUGACCCAGAUCAGAGGCCUGUCCAAGUCCCAGGUUCAACGAAUCACUCCUGAGCAACAGAAAAUGUUCAACCCUGCGCAGCUGGAAGCGGUCAUCUCUGCCGGAGGCUACAACCUCGUCAAGGACAGCGGAGCAGAAACCAUCAAGAGGUCUGCCAUCGCAAGUGUCCUGGUUGUCAUGACAACCCUUUUCAUGAUGUAAACUAAAGGUUUAAAGUAAAGAACAGAUUUGGAGGCCUUAUGAUUCCGUUACACUAUCCCAAAACCUUACAAACGUGCCUUGCAGCUUCAUCUGUGACUAGCCAUGGAUCUGGUACUGAUACGUGUGAUGUCCAUUAAUCAACUCUAGUGAGCCAGUGUCUAGGUCCAUGUAAGGCGCAUGCUGUGAAGACAAACUUACUGCUGAUAUUCGCAACGUACUCGAAUCAAUUUGUCAGUUGCCAAGUACAGGUAUAAACGUGUAUAAACAAGACAUGUAAAUGCACAGUAUUCUUACUGAAUGUUGUUUAUCUGUUGCAUAAAAACUGUAGUAAUAUACUCAGGGAAACAAAUAAGGGAACACCACUUCAUGGCAGUAUUCCUUUAUCUAUUCUCAGAUUUCCACCCACAGCGCUAGUCAAAGCUGGUGAUGAACCUGGAAAAUUUUAAAGGAACACUUUUAUUUUCCUGUGUUCCUUUAUUUCUUUCUUUCAGUAUAUAUUCAUCAUGGCCUCUAUUUCUGUAGUUUCGAACUUCAGCAAUGAUGAAGUUGCAUUUUUUUUACAAAUUUUACGCUGAAACUUGUGUUCAUUUCCUCGUUCCUGCCUUUACUUCUCGCUGGUCUGUGUAAAUAACGAAAGCUACCGUGUUACACCUAGUAAGAAACACUUUUAGGUAGUGCAGUAACCAUCCUAUUUGGAAGUGGUUACACUGGGUUGCACGGGCAGGCUGCAGAUGGCGUGUAUGAAGGACGACCAUUGAUCGAGGAGAUAACUCUCCUUCUGGUGCUCAAAAGCUGACACUGAGCCACCUGUAUGAUAUGGUCUGUGAUGACAUGUGUUGAACGUCCGGGAAGGAAUGGUGUGUUUUUGCACGGGUAAAUCAUGUUAGCAAGUUUGUCUCUUUGUUUCCUGUACGACUAAAGGCCUUCUACUCAACAUCACUGAAGUCAGUUUGAAUUCUUCAAGAACUUACGUUUCUAACAACUGCAUAAUCAUUACAUUAAAACCUGUAAAUGUCUGCCUUGAUAAUCAUUAGUCAAAUGAUCAAGAUACAUUCAUGAUAUUUGUCUGGAUAAUAAUUCAUAUUAAUGAUUCACAUUUAUCUGCAAUGUACCCCUGGAGGUUGGCUGUUUGUCCAAAAUAUGGCUUGAUCAUCUACAAGAAUUUGAAGCAAAGGCUGUGAUAUGCUAUUCUAAUUUAUUUUAUUGUUACUUUCUAAAUAAAAUAUUUUUGUUGUCAAA
Molecule: messenger RNA, 4550 nt
Organism: Haliotis rubra (blacklip abalone)
Lineage: Eukaryota; Metazoa; Mollusca; Gastropoda; Lepetellida; Haliotidae
Exons: 23
Coding region: 69-3311 (1080 amino acids)
Biological process (GO): cell-matrix adhesion
Cellular component (GO): cell surface
Source: RefSeq, a predicted model, not a curated record